GUUGUCAAUUACCAGUUGCCUAUCUGUAAGCAUAUUGUAGGUUGCAGACAAAGCUGAACCAUUAAAAAAAAAUCUGAAGGAAUCUAAAAAUCAUAAUUCAUAAGCCAAAAGAAAUGUAAGGAGGUUGAUGGGUCAUUUUCAUUUUACCUUAGUUAAAGACUUUCUAUACUCUCACAUGAAUAACAUAGAGCAUAAUAAUGGUAGGUGAACACUGUGACCACUACUAAUUUAUUGUCUCAUUCUCCUCAUUCGUUCAUUCAUUCAAUUCAAUCCCGUUUCAAUCUUCAAGCUUUCAAAGACUCACUUUCCUAGUCUCCGCUUCAUCAAACCAACAAUUCAGGGAAAAUCCCAGAAAUUAACUCCAUCCCAUCAAUAUGCUCCAUGUCCAUCUUCAUCCCUUUAAUGUUGUACUAGUUUCAUUACUGUUAUUGAUGACAAUGUGUUGUGGGAUUCCAGUUUUGGACCUGAAUUCUGAAAAAAUGGGCGAAAUGGAUGCUGCAAUGCCGAAAGGGGUUUGUGGUGGGAUGAUUGGGGACUGCCCAACAGUGUCUUUUGAGGAGGAAAUGGAUUCUGAGAGCAACAGAAGAAUGCUUGUUAUGCAGAGGAGUUAUAUAAGUUAUAAUACGCUGAAGAGGGAUUAUGCUCCAUGUGGGACGCCUGGAUCUUCGUACUAUAAUUGCAGAGCUGGUCCAGCUAAUAGCUAUAACAGAGGUUGUGAAAUGAUUACAAGGUGUGCUAGGGCAGGGGAUUAGUGAAAUUAUUGCUGGGCCGCCAAGGAAUUUGGUAAAGUUAAAGAGUAAAUAUUUAUCCUUUAUUAGUCUAAUAUAUGUAUCAAAUUUUGGUGGGUUCUGAGAAAAAUUAUGUUUUUACAUGAUCUUGGAGCAUACUUUGGUGUUAAAAGUUCCUCCUUGAUCUGUAAACGGAUCUUGAAUUUCUUUUGAACUCCUGAAAUUGUGUAUUCCAGUGCCUUUGGAAAUAUCAUGAAUUCUUUAGGUCUGCCUGGCAUGCUUUGAUUUUAUUCAAUUGUGGGUCUGAUCUUUCUUAUUGAGCUGAUAGCCUUUUGAAAUUUGUAACAAACAGAUUGGGUCCUCUGAGAGAAAAUUUUGAACCAUUAACAUGUGAAUGAAUGAGUGUCUUAAUCUUAUAGUACAUGUUAUGGUAGCAUAGCUCUCAAUCAAUUGUGUUUCAAAUUAUUAAUACAUCUUCAUACCUGCUUCGCUGUGAUCCAUCAUUGUUAGUGUUUAAAGCUGUGACCUGCAGCUGCAGAGCAUAGAUUGUAUUUGUUUCUUUAUGUUCUUGAGCAACUUGCAUGAGAUGAAUCGCUGGUUACUAUCGUUUUUACCUGGAUAUGAUUUAUCAUUUGCCUUCGAAAAAUGCUGAGGCGGAUACCAUCCGCGUGUGCAGAAAACUUCAAACUUUUUGUGAUAUGCUUUAAAGACUAGCCAUAAGAUCAAUGAAUAAGAUGGAUUUUGUACAAGCAUAUGGCAAAAUGUUGCCACUGCUCACCAAACACCCAAGAUAUUAGAGGUUGCAAAUUUUCUCUGUUUUAGGUCUUCAUGCCUUGGAAGGUUGCCAUUCUCCCCAUUAAUUUUUAUCCACUCAAUGAGCAAAAAAGUGAAAACAUAAGAUAAUUGGAAAAGUGUGUUACUAGGGUAAAUGAAUGUCUUACUCUUGCUUGUAUCUCCUUUUAACCCUUUCGCUAAGGCUUUUGAUAUCUCUCUUUUUCAUGACUAUGAUAAUGCUGAAUUGUCUGUCUAUUUUCAUGUUCUGAUGGCAUAGACCUAUGGCAGAUUAUAAUGAUCAAAUCUUCCAUUUUGGUGACUGAAAUGACUUUUUAUCUUCCAUUGUUCGUGUAUUACAUUCCUCCAAUAUUGCCAUAUAUAGUAAUCUGAACUGAUUAUGACUUCUCCACUUGUCAGUGAGGAAUAUGUAUGCUGUCUGUAUUCUUUAAAGAGACAUGUAUAUCUCUUGGAUGAUUGUUGCACCUCUAAUACUAUCAUUCAUUAGCUUUUCAUCCCACUCUCAAGUAGAGAAAAGAAAAUGAGAUGUUUAAAGAAGUUGAUUGGCCUGUGAGGUGCUAUGUUUUUUCCCCUCCAGAACAGAUGAUUAUGUGUCUGCUUGUACUACUUUUUUGUUUCCAUCCCAGGCUUAAUCUCGUGUAUCUUGGUAGAAUGCUUGACUGCUCGUUGUCACUGUAGUUGAUUGUUAUCGGUUAAUUCCCCGCAUGAUGUAGUUGCUGCUUACCUCUGAGCAUUCGUUUCCCAGAGUUAAACAUUGUUCUCAACUUCAGUACUUUCGUGGUUUUAUGCUUACCACACGGAUGAUUCAAUUUCAGCUUCCCUUUUUUUUGGCAUUUUUAUACUUGGGAAAGCUUCUAUAUUUCUGUCUAUGUAGAUCGAAAGUAGACGAUCAUCUUGUUAGAACUUAGAACAUGUUCCGAAUGGCUGUCUGAGCAAUGAGCAUCUCUAAGAAAUAUAUAUGUAGUAACUAUAGCUGCAAAAUCUCUUCAAUUGUAACUCUUUUCACUCAAGUAGAGAACUGGUUCUUCGUAGGAAGAAACCUUUGACUCCUUUUCCCCGAAAAAAAAAGUCCAUUUUGUUCAAAGUGAAUUAUUUUUUUGGGGCCGAAUGAAGUUUGUAUGUUGGUUUGUAGAAUUUAUAUUGAAAAAAGUAGCUGAUAUUUCAGAAAUUUGCAACAUCACUACAAACGUCACGAAAGGUGAAAGAUCAAUUUUUCGAGAGUUGUUGGAGUUUGGGAACGUCUCUCACAAACAACCACCGAUGUAAAAAUAGUUCAAGGUAAAGGAUUGUACUUUAGUUCGCCAAAUGAAUAUAUUUCUUAUUCAUAGUUCAACGAAGAGGAUUGUACUUUAGAUAGAAAAAAAAGGAAUAUAUCUCUUAUUUAGGUACAUUUGGUGUUGUUAGAGCCAUGACUUCGGACACUUGGCGUCGCGUAAUAUACCAAAAAAAAUGUUCGUUUUUCAAGCCUUGUAUGUCGAAACAGGAUCGAUUUCCCCAGAAAAAAACGGUUGUAUUGACAGAUUUUUUUAUUUAUUAUUAUUUUUUUUUUUGGUGAACAAACGUUAGCCUCACUGGCAAACAAGCUAAUACAGAUUUCAAUACGGUUGUAUUGACAGAUUUCAGGAAUGAAGAAGUGGUAGGGAAUUGGGGAAGUCCACCAAAAUUUAG
Oldenlandia corymbosa var. corymbosa is the source of this 3188-nucleotide messenger RNA. NCBI's taxonomy places the organism in Eukaryota, Viridiplantae, Streptophyta, Magnoliopsida, Gentianales, Rubiaceae. The record is from the annotation of a GenBank genome assembly.